Symbiodinium pilosum is the source of this 798-nucleotide messenger RNA. The record is from the annotation of a GenBank genome assembly. Lineage: Eukaryota; Dinophyceae; Suessiales; Symbiodiniaceae.
AUGCACGGUGAUCCUCAGAUUGUCCAGGCACUUCUGGAUCACCGCGCAGAUCCAAACGACAUGAUAACAAAAGCACGCGUGAAGGAGCAGUUGCCCAAAAAAGCCAGGGUGUUGGGCAUUGCUGUCUAUUAUGGCAACAAUGAUGCUGCAAAACUAUUGUUGUCAGCGAGAGCCAAUGUCAAUGCCCUGGACGGCAAUUCCGGAAACUCUCUUCAUUGGGCAUGGGCUGGAGACAAUGCUGAAGCUGUACGCCUGCUUGCAACGGCCCGCGCAAAUCUGUACCAGAAAUGUAUCCCUGGCCUCGAUCCAUUCCUGGCGGCAUGUGCUUGUGGCAGCGCCCGGGCCAUGACUGAAGUCCUCGUUCAGAUGCCCACUCAAACCUUGCGUCAUGGCUUGCACUUCGCGCUCAUGUUCGGUGGAGGGGGAUCUUCGAAGACAAUUUUGCAGCUGGUCCGUGCACGGGCGGACGUCAACGAGCGUUUCCGCAUCUCGACAAAGGAAACCGGUUGGUGGCUGAUCUUGAACGCCUUCAGCCUUCGACACUUGGUCAGCCCAUCCAGGCUCACCUCGCUGGCUUACCACCACAAAGGUGCCACUCCGUUGAUGUUUAGCAUCCUCAACGGCUCCCUGGAAGCAGCCUCUGUCUUGCUGGCUGCAGGAGCACGUGUGGACAUCCGCAACGACCGCCAUAACACUGCAGCAGAUCUGGCUGCGAAGAUCCUUCCGCCAUCCUGGUUGAAUCAGGCACUUGAUGGCGCAAGCCAGGAGCUCGAUGAAGAUGACGUUUUCUUCAUUUGA